AUGUUCACCUCCGGCAUCUCCACCCUCGUCCUUCUGGCCGUUUCAUCGGUGAACGGCUCUCCCAUGCCCUUCGACAAGCGCGACCCGCAGCUCUCGUUCAACUUCACGAACCGCCUCCCAGUGGACGGGCGCUUACCCUUCGGCAUCAACCUCGGCCAGGGCGCAGACGGGAACAGCAUUGCGAUGUUCGGCAACGCCACGACCGGCGACCGCGGCUUCCCGUUUAACUUCUUGCCGUUCAAGCGCGAUGAGCUCGCCGCGUUCGAGGAGAUGCAGAAGCGCGACCCGCAGUUUUCGUUCAACUUCACCAACCGCCUCCCCAUCACCGGCAACCUCCCAUUCGGUCUGCACUUCAGCCAGGGCGCGGACGGGAACAGCAUCGUGUCGUUCGGCAAUGCGACGACCGGAGACCGCGGGUUCCCGUUCAACUUCUUGCCGUUCAAGCGCGAUGAGGAGUUGGUCGCUCGUGAGCCCCAGUUCUCGUUCAACUUCACCAACCGCCUCCCGGUGAACGGACGCCUGCCCUUCGGUAUCAACAUCGGCCAGAAUGCGAAUGGCAACAGCAUCGCAAUGUUCGGCAACGCCACCACCGGUGACCGCGGCUUCCCGUUCAACUUUCUCCCUUUCAAGCGUGAGGAGGAGCACGAGCUCGUCGCCCGCGAGCCGCAAUUCUCGUUCAACUUUACCAACCGGCUCCCUGUGAACGGACGCUUGCCCUUCGGCGUCAACAUCGGUCAGGGCGCGGACGGUAACAGCAUCGCGAUGUUCGGCAAUGCGACGACUGGUGACCGUGGCUUCCCGUUCAACUUCUUGCCUUUCAAGCGCGAUGAGGAGAUCGAGGCGUAA
This is a messenger RNA of Peniophora sp. CBMAI 1063, 846 nucleotides long. NCBI's taxonomy places the organism in Eukaryota, Fungi, Basidiomycota, Agaricomycetes, Russulales, Peniophoraceae. The record is from the annotation of a GenBank genome assembly.